AUGCUUUUGGCAUCACUUUCGUUCUUGGUGGUAACGAUAUUUUCGCAAUCGCCAACGAAAACACUUGCCAAUGAGGAUGCUAAGCGACUGUACGAUGAUUUAAUGAUGAGCUACAACCGCCUUCGAAGGCCUGCCAAGUCGCCGCAAGAACCAGUGGUCAUCAAGUUAAAGCUCCGUCUUUCACAAAUUAUAGAUCUGCAUGAAAUUGAUCAAAUAAUGACAUGUAGUGUUUGGCUUAAACAAGUUUGGACUGAUAGUCGUCUGUCGUGGGAUCCUAACCGCUACGGUGACGUUAAUGUGUUGUACAUACCAUAUGAAAUGAUAUGGGUCCCGGACAUCGUUUUGUACAAUAAUGCAGAUAGUGCUUAUAACAUUACUAUUAGCACGAAAGCGACAAUUCGGUAUACUGGAGAAAUAACAUGGGAACCUCCUGCGAUAUUCAAAAGCAAUUGCCCGAUCGACGUUCAGUGGUUUCCAUUCGACGAGCAAAAAUGUGAACUAAAGUUUGGACCUUGGUCAUAUUCGGGUAACCUGGUUGUUUUGGAACUGUUUGACAGCGACAAAUCCUACAAUAAAACUGAAAUUAACGAGAAGGGUAUUGAGGAUAAUGUUACAAUAGCAGAAGAAGGGAUUGAUCUUUCUGACUACUAUCCGUCUGUCGAGUGGGAUAUUAUGUCACGAGUUGCAAAACGAAGGACAAAAAACUAUCCAAGUUGUUGUCCAGACACCGAAGCAUAUAUCGACAUCCAGUAUUUCCUGAAGCUUCGUCGCAAGCCUUUAUUUUACACGGUUAAUUUGGUGUUCCCUUGCGUUGGAAUAUCAUUCUUGACAAUUGUUGUUUUUUAUUUACCGUCAGACAGCGGCGAGAAGGUUUCACUGUGUAUCUCAAUUCUUGUCGCAUUAACCGUUUACUACUUACUUUUGAUUGAAAUCAUUCCAGCAACUGGAGACAACCUUCCUUUAAUUGGAAAAUAUUUAUUGUUUACCAUGUUUAUGGUAUCAAUUAGCAUUGGAGUCACUGUAAUAUCACUAAACUUGCAUUUUCGAAAGCCUACUACACAUCGUAUGCCACGGUGGAUUAAGUGGCUAUUUCUUCAACGGUUACCAAAAAUUUUGUUUAUGACUAGGCCGACUACUGAUGAAAAAACUAAUGUUUAUAAGAUUGGGAACGAGAAAGUGGCGCUGAACUAUCAUGACCAUCGUGUUAGUCGAGAUGCGAACAAAGCGUCUGAGAACGAGUAUGGUGAUGAACGAAUACAAAAAUUGUAUUCAUCGCCAGUUGUCAUUAAGGCUUUUGAAAACAUCUGCUUUAUUGCUGAACUUCUGAAACGAAAGGAUAACGAUGAUAAAGUGGACGAAGAUUGGAAGUACGUAGCAACAGUAUUUGAUCGAUUAUUUUUGAUCAUCUUUUCGUUGGCCUGUUUUAUCGGCACCGUUACAAUAUUCAUUCAGGCACCAACACUUUACGAUACACGGGUGCCAGUUUCAUCUAGCUAA
This is a messenger RNA of Enterobius vermicularis (human pinworm), 1497 nucleotides long. NCBI's taxonomy places the organism in Eukaryota, Metazoa, Nematoda, Chromadorea, Rhabditida, Oxyuridae. The record is from the annotation of a GenBank genome assembly.